AUGCUUAGGGCUUUUAGAAGCGCAAUUCCUCGCGCUCAAUUAAUGAAAGCUCAAGUAAAACCAUUUGUUCGUUUAUUUGCUACCGGUCAAGACUCGUUUUUAUUGAGCAACAAUGCCAACUAUAUUGAUGAAAUGUAUGCUGCUUGGAAACAUGAUCCAUCCAGUGUUCAUAUUUCGUGGAAUGCUUACUUUAAGAACAUUGAAUCAAGUAACGUUCCUCCAUCCAAGGCGUUCACGGCUCCGCCAACCAUUAUUCCUACAGUAGCAGGAGGUGCCGCCGGAUUCGUUCCAGGAUCAUCACCAACUAACGAGGACGUCGUUACUCACUUGAAGGUUCAAUUGUUGGUCCGUGCAUACCAAGUUAGGGGGCACCAAAAGGCCAAGAUUGAUCCUUUGGGAAUCUCUUUUGGUGACAACGAUGUUGUUCCAAAGGAAUUGACUUUAGAACACUACGGUUUCACCGAGGCCGAUAUGGACAAGCAGAUCACCUUAGGUCCUGGUAUUUUACCUAGAUUUGCCGAAGGUGGUAAGAAAUCGUUAACAUUGAGAGAAAUCAUUUCAAACUGUGAAAGAUUAUACUGUCAAUCGUACGGUGUUGAAUACAUCCACAUUCCAUCUAAGGAGCAAUGUGACUGGUUAAGGGAAAGAAUUGAAAUUCCUGAGCCAUACAAGUAUUCUCCGGAUGAAAAGAGACAAAUUUUAGACCGUGUGAUUUGGUCUUGUUCUUUUGAAUCAUUCUUGGCUAGUAAGUUCCCUAACGACAAGAGAUUCGGUUUAGAAGGUGCAGAAUCCGUUGUCCCUGGUAUGAAAGCCAUGAUUGAUACCUCAGUUGAGUUCGGAGUCGAAGACAUUGUCAUUGGUAUGCCACACAGAGGUCGUUUGAAUAUGUUAUCUAAUGUUGUCCGUAAGCCAAAUGAAUCUAUUUUCUCUGAAUUCACUGGUUCAAGAGAAUUUGACGAAGGUUCCGGGGAUGUUAAGUACCAUUUAGGUAUGAACUACGCUAGACCAACUACAUCUGGUAAGCACGUUAACUUAUCUCUUGUCGCCAAUCCAUCUCAUUUAGAAUCCGAAGAUGGUGUUGUGUUAGGUAAGACUAGAGCUAUUCAACAAUAUAAGAAUGACAUUGGCGAAUACAAAAAGGCUAUGUCCAUCUUAUUACAUGGUGAUGCAGCUUUCUCUGGUCAAGGUGUUGUUUAUGAAACUAUGGGUCUUGCUAACUUACCAGAUUAUUCAACUGGUGGUACUAUCCAUAUUAUUGUUAAUAACCAAAUUGGUUUCACUACUGACCCAAGAUUUGCUAGAUCUACCUUAUACCCAUCUGAUAUUGCCAAGUCCAUUAAUGCCCCAAUUUUCCACGUCAACGCAGAUGAUGUAGAAGCCAAUAUCUUUAUUUUCAACUUAGCUGCUGAAUGGAGGGCUACCUUCCACACCGAUGUUAUUAUUGAUCUUGUUGGUUACCGUAAACAUGGUCAUAAUGAAACUGAUCAACCAGCUUUCACUCAACCAUUGAUGUACCAAAAGAUUGCUGAGAAGAAACCUGUUAUUGAUUACUACACCAAGCAAUUAAUUGAAGAAGGUACUUUCACCAAGGAAGAUAUUGAUGAACAUAAGAAAUGGGUUUGGAAUAUCUUAGACGAAUCGUUCUCUAAGUCGAAGGAAUAUCAAUCAACUUCUAGAGAAUGGUUAACCACUGCUUGGGAAGACUUCAAGUCUCCAAAGGAAUUGGCUACCGAAGUCUUACCUCAUUUGCCAACUGCUGUUGAAGAAGACACCUUAAAGAAGAUCGGUACAGCUAUUUCAGAAGCUCCAGAAGGUUUCGAAGUUCACCGUAACUUGAAGCGUAUUUUGAAUGCCAGAAAGAAGUCCGUUGAAACCGGUGAAGGUAUUGACUGGUCGACUGGUGAAGCCUUAGCCUAUGGUUCUUUAGCAUUAGAAGGUUACCAUGUAAGAGUUUCUGGUCAAGAUGUUGAAAGAGGUACUUUCUCUCAACGUCAUGCUGUUUUGCAUGACCAAUCCUCUGAACAGACCUACACUCCAUUAAACAAUUUAUCUGAGGAUCAAGGUGCAUUUGUUAUCUGUAACUCUUCAUUGUCUGAAUACGGUGUUAUGAGUUUCGAAUAUGGUUACUCGUUAACUUCUCCAGACGCUUUAGUUCAAUGGGAAGCUCAAUUUGGUGAUUUUGCUAAUACUGCUCAAGUCAUCGUUGAUCAAUUCAUUUCUGCUGCUGAAUCUAAAUGGAAACAACGUUCUGGUUUAGUCCUUUCAUUACCACAUGGUUAUGAUGGUCAAGGUCCGGAACAUUCCUCCGGUAGAAUCGAAAGAUAUUUACAAUUGUGUAAUGAAGAUCAAAGAUAUUUCCCAUCUCCUGAAUUGUUAGAAAGACAACAUCAAGAUGCCAACAUGCAGGUUGCUUACCCAACUACACCAGCAAAUAUUUUCCACUUGUUACGUCGUCAAAUGCAUAGACAAUUCAGAAAGCCAUUGGUCUUAUUCUUUUCUAAACAGUUAUUACGUCAUCCAUUAGCCAAGUCUGAAUUAUCUGAAUUCACUGGUGAAUCUCACUUCCAAUGGAUCAUUGAAGAUCCCGAAUUAGGUAAGAGUAUUAAUGCUAAGGAAGACAUAAAACGUGUUAUUCUCUGUUCUGGUCAAGUCUUUACUGCCUUACACAAGAAACGUGCUGAUAUUGAAGAUAAAUCUACGGCUUUCAUCAAAAUUGAACAAUUACACCCAUUCCCAUUCGCUCAAUUACGUGAUGCUUUAGACAGCUACCCUGCAUUAGAAGACUUAGUCUGGUGUCAAGAAGAACCAUUGAACAUGGGUUCCUACUCUUACUCUGCUCCACGUAUUGCAACUGUCUUAGAAAAUACUGAGAAACAUAAGGAUAAAUCUUUACGUUAUGCCGGUCGUGAUCCAUCAGCUUCUGUAGCUGCCGGAACUAAGGCUAUGCAUAAUUCCGAAGAAGAAGAGUUCUUGAAAGAAGUUUUCCAGAACUAA
Molecule: messenger RNA, 2994 nt
Organism: Debaryomyces hansenii CBS767
Lineage: Eukaryota; Fungi; Ascomycota; Pichiomycetes; Serinales; Debaryomycetaceae
Gene: KGD1
Product: alpha-ketoglutarate dehydrogenase
Exons: 1
Coding region: 1-2994 (997 amino acids)
Biological process (GO): tricarboxylic acid cycle
Cellular component (GO): mitochondrion; oxoglutarate dehydrogenase complex
Molecular function (GO): thiamine pyrophosphate binding; oxoglutarate dehydrogenase (succinyl-transferring) activity
Source: RefSeq, a predicted model, not a curated record